Molecule: messenger RNA, 1170 nt
Organism: Triticum turgidum subsp. durum (durum wheat)
Lineage: Eukaryota; Viridiplantae; Streptophyta; Magnoliopsida; Poales; Poaceae
Source: the annotation of a GenBank genome assembly
AUGUCCUGCUCCGUCGCCAUCCCCAGCUCGCCGGUCUUCUCCCCGUCGCGCCGCCCGCUCUCCUGCAAGGCCGCCUCCGCCUCCGCCUCGCCCGAGUCCGUCUCCGUGUCCGUCUCGUCCCCGGCGCCCUCCACCGCCGGCUCGCCGCUCCGGCCCUUCGGGCUGCUGCGCGCCCAGAUCCGCGAGGAGGCCUCCCCGUCGCCUAAGACGUCCUCUGCGGCCCCCUCCGCCGCCGCCGGGUCGAUGCUCAAGAGGCGAAGGCCGGCGCCGCUCAUGGUGCCGGUCGACGGCGCCGCGGCCGCUGCUGCCGCGGCGGCGGCCGUCGCCGCCGUGGAGUCGGAUCCGAGCAACGAGGUGGAGGAGGAGGGCGACGAGUUCGCGGCCUACUGCCGGAGAGGGAGGGGGAGGAGAAGGGUGGAGAUGGAGGACCGGCAUGUGGCCCAGGUCGCGCUCGGUGGAGACCCCCAAGUGGCGUUGUUUGCUGUAUUCGAUGGCCACGGCGGAAAGAACGCGGCAGAGUUCGCUGCCCAAAAUAUGCCCAAGUUCAUGGCAGAGGAGGUGAGGAAGGUGGACGGUGGUGACAGUGAUGAGAUUGAGGGGGCUGUGAAGAAAUGUUACCUGAAGACGGACGAAGAGUUCCUCAAGAGGGAGGAGAGCGGGGGAGCAUGCUGUGUCACUGCAUUGCUCCAGAAGGGCGGCCUCACCGUGUCCAACACUGGAGAUUGCCGUGCUGUCCUCAGCCGGGCAGGAACGGCCGAGGCACUCACCUCUGACCACCGGGCCUCCCGUGAGGAUGAGAGGGAAAGAAUUGAGAAUCUGGGCGGGUUUGUUGUGAACAACCGAGGGACAUGGCGAGUGCAGGGCUCCUUGGCAGUGUCAAGAGGCAUCGGCGAUGCACACCUCAAGCAAUGGGUGGUGGCUGAUCCAGAUACCAGGACACUCCUUGUUGACCCACAGUGCGAAUUCUUAGUACUUGCCUCUGAUGGCUUGUGGGAUAAGGUGGAUAACCAGGAAGCCAUAGACAUCGCCAGGCCUCUCUGCAUCGGCAAUGAUAAGGCUUCUCGCAUGGCCGCCUGCAGAAGGCUUGUUGAAACCGCGGGUUCCAGGGGGUCUACCGAUGACAUCAGUGUUUUGAUCAUACAAUUGCAGAAGUUCUCAGGUUCUUCUUAA